Messenger RNA from Rasamsonia emersonii CBS 393.64, 1999 nucleotides. RefSeq names its product C2H2 transcription factor. The annotation marks the transcript as partial. The record is from RefSeq and is a predicted model, not a curated record. Gene Ontology annotation, biological process: DNA-templated transcription; regulation of transcription by RNA polymerase II. Gene Ontology annotation, cellular component: chromatin. Gene Ontology annotation, molecular function: zinc ion binding; RNA polymerase II cis-regulatory region sequence-specific DNA binding; DNA-binding transcription factor activity, RNA polymerase II-specific. NCBI's taxonomy places the organism in Eukaryota, Fungi, Ascomycota, Eurotiomycetes, Eurotiales, Trichocomaceae. The transcript has 7 exons.
AUGGUCUUGCGAAAGUGCACCAUCUGUGACCGCCGGUUCAAGAAGACGGAGCACUACAAGCGGCAUGAACGGUCUCAUACCAAGGAACGCCCGUACGAGUGCAGUGUCUGCCACAAGCGCUUUUCCCGAAGCGACGUCCUGAGUCGUCAUGCCAAGGGCCAUCUGCAAAAGGCUGCCACGGCCAACAAGAAUGCAAACUCCUCCUCCACAUCUGCCUCCAACUCGGAUCCUAAUUCCAAUCCCACGCCCACCCCCAGUCUCUCCUCCCAGAAUCCGCCCCAGCGCGAUGACCCCCAGCGCCUCCUCCCGCCCACCCCCCGCGACGUCCCGCUGGCCCAGUCCGCCGGCCUCUCCUCCAGCCUGGACUUCCUCGCCGACAUCUCCGCCCACCAGGCCCGCACCGAGCCUGACAUCAAUCCCAUGAUGAUCGAUGACCAGCAACCCUACUUUGGCUGGAACGAUGUCGCCGCCCUGCAUCCUCCGGACCAGCAUCCGCGUCCCGUUCCCUUCGAGUCCGUCCCCAACGAGAUGCUCCAGCUGUGGCUCGAGCCCCGCGCCGACACCGUCUCCCAUCACAGCUCGCUCGAUCUGAUGCGCGACCCCGCUCUGGGUUUGGUGGGCGAGAACUUCAUCCCGCCCGAACGCCGCAACAGCCAGCCCAUCAAGUCUGGCGACAACAUCCCCAACGAACGCUUCUGCCGCGUCGAACGAUGCUGGCUGGCCCCGCCAAAUCAUGUCGGCCGCCUGAUCAACUCGCUGUGGCGCGACGUCUCCUGCUGCGACUGCGACAACCUCUUCUCCAUCCCCAACUACCAUGCGCCUCCUCUCGGCCCGCAGUCGGACAACUAUCUGGGCUCCCGCUUCGGCCUGGAUGACGAGUGCCGCCUGCAGCUGCAGGCCGCGUUCGGUCUGGCCCAGUCCUCGCUCCCCUCGAUGAACUCGCCCGCGAACGAUGCGCUCUCGCCGGCCGCCUCCACCUCGGCGUCCGCGUCCAUCCCGACCUUCCCUCCGGCCGAGAUCUUGGACAUGGCCCUCGAUCUGUACUUCCGCCAUUACCACCCGCUGGUCCCGUUCGUCCACAUUCCCACUUUUUGCGCCAAGCGGACGCGUUUGCCCAUGCUUUUCGUCAUGUGUCUGAUUGGGAUGAUCAUCUUGGGGACCAAGGGGUCUACCCAUUUUGUUUUGAAGACGUUUGGCUUGGUCCUCGACAAGAUCAGUGGUGAGCUGGCCAAGUGCGCCGUCGGCAGCGGGACCCCCGCCGGGAUCAUGUCGACCUUUGCGACGGCUUUUCUGCUGCUGAAUCUCGCCGCCAUGACUGGGGAAAAGGAGCACCUGCAGCAGUGUCAGAUGCUCUAUAUCAAUCUCAUGUCGAUCGCCCAAAGGCACGGCCUCUUCGCUGCGGGCGAAGGCCAGGUUCUCGACAUGUCGCUGUUUGAAGCGGUGCCUGACCUGGACACGAGGUGGAAGGCAUGGUGUCGGGUGGAGUCUGCGAAGCGACUGGUCAUCGGCCUGCUUUUGAUUGACUCGUGGUAUUCGUCCUUCCUAUCGACCAGCCCGAUCGUCGUCCCCGAUUCCGUCCAGCUCAUUGUCCCGUGCGAUGACGAGCUCUUCAAAGCCAAUUCGUCUGCACGGUGGAUGCAGUUGAUCCGCGGAGGCAAGCGGAUCCUCAUGCCCAUGGUCAAGGCCCCCUCGGAGACGGUGUCUCUGCCGGCGUUGGACGCUCCUGUCGAUGACUUUUGCAUGCACGGUCUGCUGGCCAUGCUGCAGCUGCGUCUGUCGGAAGCGUACCACCGGCUGCUGUCCAACCGCUCGAGCUAUCCGUUCGCGCCGUGCCACACCUAUGCGAUGGACGGUCGGGCCCGGUGCUUGACGUCGUUGCAGGUGCAGGUGGUGAACAGCUACAGCGACUCGCUCGAGCGGCUGAAUCCGAACUGCAUCGUCAUGUGGCACCACAUGUGCAUGAACUUGACGGCGGACAUUCAGAUCUUUGAUCUCGCAG